Molecule: messenger RNA, 3192 nt
Organism: Solanum stenotomum
Lineage: Eukaryota; Viridiplantae; Streptophyta; Magnoliopsida; Solanales; Solanaceae
Product: disease resistance protein RUN1-like
Exons: 5
Coding region: 1-3192 (1063 amino acids)
Biological process (GO): defense response; signal transduction
Molecular function (GO): ATP hydrolysis activity; ADP binding
Source: RefSeq, a predicted model, not a curated record
AUGAAUACUCAAGGAGAAUCAUCAACUACUUCUUCCAACUUCUCUUAUGAUGUGUUUCUGAGUUUCAGAGGUGAAGAUACUCGAAAAACCUUCACAGGUCAUCUUUAUUCUAGAUUAUGUCAAGUCGGAAUUAAUACCUUCAUAGACGACGAGGAAUUAAGAAAAGGCAAGGUGAUUUCAACAGAACUUGAGAAAGCAAUUGAAGAGUCUAGAGUUUCCAUUGUUGUUUUCUCGAAAAAUUAUGCUUCGUCUAGUUGGUGUCUUGAUGAACUUGUUAAAAUUCUCGAAUGCAAAGACAAGUUAAAGCAAAUAGUUUUGCCUAUUUUCUAUGAUGUUCAUCCUUCUCAUGUACGCAAGCAAACCGGAUGCUUUGGUGAAGCUUUGGCUAAGCUUAUGGAACGAUCAUUCGAGGUUGAGAGAAUGAAAAAAUGGACGGAUUCACUUACUCAAGCUGCAAAUUUAUCUGGAUGGGAUUUGCAAAAUGUUGUUGACGGACAUGAAUCAAAAUUUAUUGAAAGUAUUGUAAAACAAGUUCUACUAGAGGUAAACCAGACACCUCUAGAUGUUGCUUGGCACCCUGUUGGAGUAGAUUCUCGUGUCGAAGAUAUAGAGUUGUUAUUCCAAAAAGGAUGUGCAGAUGAAGUUCGUAUGGUUGGUAUAUAUGGCGUAGGUGGAAUAGGGAAAACAACUCUGGCUAAAGCUAUCUACAAUCAAAUAUUUCGACAAUUUGAUAGUAGUUGCUUCCUUUCAGAUGUUAGAUCAGAAGCUGAAGCAUUUGGUCUAGUCAAGUUACAAGAGAAACUACUAAAUCAAAUUCUCAAAACUAAGGACGUCAAAGUUAGCAGUGUUGCUGAAGGCGUCAAUCUAAUCAAAGCAAGACUUGGGUCAAAGAAGGUUCUAAUUAUUCUUGAUGACGUAGAUCAUAUGUGCCAAUUAGAAUCCUUGACAAGAGAAAUAAGUUGGUUUGGUUCUGGCAGUUUAAUAAUUAUUACAACCCGAGACAAGCAUUUGCUAUCUCGGAUUAGAGAAAAUGAGAGAUACAAGGCAAAACUUUUAAAUCAAGAUGAAGCUCAACAACUUUUUUCUUGUCAUGCUUUUAGUAGUCCUUCUCCGCCACAAGAAUAUGUUGAGCUUGCAAAAAGCAUAAUCAAAUAUUCAGGUGGGCUACCGUUAGCUCUAGUGACAUUGGGGUCACAUUUACAAGGGAGAUCCGUAGAAGAAUGGAGAUACGAGUUCAAAAAACUAAGAGCAAUUCCUCAUUGUGAUAUUCAAAAGAUCCUUAAGAUAAGCUUUGACGGACUUGAUUGUGAUACUCAGAGUGUUUUCCUUGAUAUCGCGUGUGCCUUCCAUGGAUUUUUUGAGGAUGAAGUUAUCAAAACAUUAAAUGCGUGUGGUUUUUAUUCUGAAAGUGCAAUUUCAACCUUAGUCCAAAGGAACUUGCUCCAAAGGGAUUGGCGUUAUUUGGUGAUGCAUGAUCUAGUGCGAGAUAUGGGAAGAGAAAUUGUUCGUAUGGAAUCACCUCGAGACUCUGGAAAACGGAGUAGAUUGUUCAAACCUCAAGAAGUCCGAGAUGUUCUACAAGGAAAUAAAGGUUCCGAAAAAGUAGAAGUACUGAUGGUAGAUCCAGGGGCAUUAAAAGGCGCGAACCUGAGCACCAAGACAUUUAAGAAAAUGAAAAAUUUGAGGGUGCUUAAAAUCGAUGAGUUACAUAUUAAUGGAGAUUUCGAGCUGUUGUCCAAGGAGCUCAGAUGGUUGUCUUGGCAAAAAUGUCCUUUAAAAUGUAUACCAUCACAUUUUCCUGCGGAAAAACUUGUAGUUCUUAAAAUGCAAGGGAGUAAUAUCCAAGAAUUUGGCGUGGAUUUGAAGUGCUCUAAAAGUUUGAAGAAGCUGGAUCUCUCUGAUAGCAAGCGCCUCGUAAGAACUCCAAACUUCAAUGGUUCACGAAGUCUCGAGACUUUGUGGCUUCGUGGUUGCACAAGUCUGACAGAGAUCCAUGAAUCAAUUGGAAAUUUGCAGAGACUAAUUGAUCUAGAUUUUUAUGGCUGCAAAAAGCUUACUUAUCUUCCGAGCAGCAUAUGCCAUCUAAAAUCCCUUCGAUCCUUGGGCAUUCGUUGGUGUUCAUCUUUACAAACACUACCAGUUGAGCUUGGAGAAAUGCAAUGUCUUACAUCUCUUCUUGCAAGUGAUACAGGUAUAAUACAUUUGCCUGGAUCAGUUGAAAUGCUAAAAGAUCUCGUAACUUUGGAAGUAGGAAGUCGAAAUUUAGAGGCCAAAAGGAGUAUCAUUUCACGAAAAAGAAUCCACCGCAUUGAAUCCUUGUCAAGUUCUAUAUCUUCUUUAAUCCUUACAUAUUGUGGUUUCUCCGAGGCUGAUAUUCCCAGAGAUAUUGGGAGUUUAUCGUCCUUGAUGUAUUUAAAUUUGAGUGGUAACAGUUUCCUCUGUCUGCCCUUUGAUUUUUCGAAGCUACGAUUAUUGGAGUAUUUAUGUUUGAAUGAUUGUGAGAAUCUUCAAACACUCCCAUCAGUAUCAAAUUUAGAAAAAUUAUGGACUUUUGAGAUUGCAAAUAGCAAUAAGUUGGUAGAUGUUACGGGGUUGGAUAACCUCCCUUUUAUAGAGAGGAUCAACAUGGUUAAUUGUACUUCUCUCCAGAAUCCGUUCAACGAAGGCUUCUUUAGUGCACCUACUCUACCAUUUCAAUCUAGAAAAAAUCCUAAUCCGGGGUUAGAAAUUUAUCUCCAAAGCAAUGAGAUUCCAGAUUUUUGCAGCAAUCGAGUAACAUCUUCGUCUAUCUGUUUUACUAUGCCCACACAUAAUGAGUAUAAAUUCUUAGGAAUGAUUGUCUGGUGUGUUCGAAAGUUUGUCAAAGUACCAACUUCAAGAGGUUUGCAUCCGCGUGGAUUGAGCUUUAAUAUUGUUGGAAGAAUGCCUUCAAAAUGUUACCAUUGGCGAUAUGAUUAUGAAAUACAUGCUAGAUGCGCAGAACUAUCAUGUGUACUUUACAGAUCUUACUUACAAGAACCGUUUUAUGGACAGAUUAUGGAAGGUGGAGAAAAGAUGCAAAUCGCGGAGUUUGGAGCAGAAAGUACAGUAAAGAAGAUAGGGAUCCAUCUGUUAUAUUUAGAUGAACAUAGUAACGUUACAUCUUUUCCAGCAAUCGUUGAUCAUUCUCAUUCAACAACAGAGUCGUCUUAG